GCUCUGUCAACCGUCGAUCCAUACGAUCUUCCAGAACCCUGACACCGCGCCGGUAAUCUCACCGCAUGGGAACCGGAGAACAGAGCAUCGCUUCAGCAGAGCUCUCCAAGACUCCAAUCUCCACCGGCCCGCCGGCGGACCCUCCUCCUCCUCCUCCUCAUCCUCCGCCUCUGCCGCCGCCGGCGCACUCGGACGGGUCGACCUCCGCCCAGGCACUCUACAGCGGCUUAACGGCCGCCGCCUCCGCCAGGAUCCCGGUAUUCCACCCGCCGCUCGCAGUCUCCUUGCCCUACCCCUGGGGAAGCCAGUAUCCGAUGCCGCCGUGUGGAACCCCGAUCGCUUACGCUCCAAUGUAUCCUCAUGGAGGAAUCUAUGCCCAGCCUGCCAUGGCUACGGGAUCGGUAUACAUAGCAGCAGAAGCAGAGAGGAGGUUGGCGGAGAAAAAAUCUAAAGAAGAGUCUUGGAACGGGGGAGAAGGGAUGAAGGCAUCAUCAGAGUCUGCUAAGGAGGAUGCUUCCCAGAGUGUUAACAUCGAAAGUGAGGGCUCAUCGAGCACCGGCCUGCAGGUACUUGAUGAUAGAUGGAGUGCUCAUGAAGACUAUGUUGCAACUCGGAAGAAAAAUAUUGGCAAGACACUUUGGGAUGGAGGAAGUAUGCAGCAUACUGGUUCUAGUCAAAAUGACAACACUACUGCCGAAUCAUUUUACAGUGCAGCAUCUUUGUCUCCAAUGGCUGGACGGAAAGAACGUUGGCAUAAACAUCAUUGGAUGCUGGAUGAGCGUGAACUUAAGAAGCAAAGAAGGAAGCAGUUGAACAGAGAGUCAGCAAGGAGGUCAAGGCUUCGAAAGCAGCAACAAUAUCAGGAUUUGGCAAGGAGGGUGGAUAUGCUGAACGGUGAGAACUGUGCACUCAGAAGAGAGCUUGAACAACUUGAUAAACACUGCAAGGAGCUGGAUUCAGAAAAUGCAUCAAUUGCAGAGGAGCUGAGUAAAAUCUUCCAUUGAAGGCAUUAGCGGUGAUUUAUCAGCCAUGCAUUCAAUUGAUGCUGAAAGCAGUGACCAUCUUCAUCAUGGUUUGGUGGGAUUCAGUUGGGCAAAUGAGAAGAUGUUAAGAUUCAGUGGUUAAGCCUAAAUUUAUCUGGUCAACAAAGAACUCUUUUCCUUCUGUCAUUGUUCUGGGGGCCUGUCACCUUUUUUUGUCAUCAAAAUGCGGCAUUCCUUAAUACGUCUCUCCACAGGUUUUUUACCAAUUAUUUUCUUUGGUGGCUUGUAGUACAUUGCUGUAAAUGUACUCAAAAGAUGCAGGGAUUUAAUCAGCAAUUCUUUUUUAUACAUAUGGUGCGAGUUUGUUA
Molecule: messenger RNA, 1351 nt
Organism: Phoenix dactylifera (date palm)
Lineage: Eukaryota; Viridiplantae; Streptophyta; Magnoliopsida; Arecales; Arecaceae
Source: RefSeq, a predicted model, not a curated record